AUGACGCCCCGGUCUAUUCUCAAGCGUUCUUCAGAACGACAAAGGCCUACCACCCAGCACGCCGUCCACUUCCCUCCUACGCCGGCUCUGUGCAGCACCUACUCGGCCUACUCCGCCUCUGCAUACGACCGCACUCCGAUCCAAGUCACCAAAAACAUCUGUGCUUUGCCUGAACGCAACGGUCGCACCUACUUCUGUGACGAGUCAUCCACCUCCUCCCGCCGGACUCCCCGGUCUCGCGACGACCGACGCGCCGGUCUGCCCCAGCUCAUUCCCGACGUCUCCUCGUCUUCCUCCGACGAGAGCGAUGCCUUCCACCACAGCCCAUCCACUUAUGGCCAUCCUACUCCUCAGUACUCUUAUGGCGCAAACGGUCUGCCUAUGAAGUACGAGUACGACGAAUACUCCCAAUGCAACGACUCUGCAGCCCUCGCCUUCCUCCCUUACCCACCUUCUCCCCCUGCUCACGACCGCUCCCGAGGACGACGGAAACACGACAAUCUCGUCGACUCCCCACGGAUACGAGAGUCAAACUCGUCCAGCUCGUCUACUGACGAAGAGCGCACCCCAGCUCCCACCAAGAAGCGGAGUAGCAGUCGUCGCCGGGAGUAUCUCAAGCAGCUUGCGGAGAAGGGCAGCUCACCCAGUGCUCUCUGCACCACCUUUGGGGCUAUCAGCUUGCAGGACGAUGGGUUGAGGUUCAGCAGUAGCAGCAGGCAGUGGGAUGCCAGCGCCCCACCAGGGGACUUUCGGCGGUCCCAAUACAACGGGCUUUGGACGCCUACCCUACUCGACCAAUCGCUCACUGGCUUGUCGCCAGUCCCAGGUUGCGACCCGGUCUCCAUUCUGGCAACCAGAUUGCCAUCCGCACCCAGCAACGCCCACCCCUGCCUCUUACCCGCCGCAUCGCAUUGCGGUUUCCCUACCUCGGGAUCAUCUAUGGACUUCUUCCGGUUCCUCAUGCCAACCUGUUUCAAAAUAUGGAUCCGCCUUCUCCCUGAGGCUCGACCCUCGCAACACCCGCAUCUCGCAGUGUCUUCAGCCUUGGCUCCUUCGCAUUACCGGACGCUCAUCAUUUGUAUCAUGCACACAACACAACGCAAGCAUCGCAAUCAAUCAAACAACAACCUAACCUACUUGUAA
Molecule: messenger RNA, 1143 nt
Organism: Coprinopsis cinerea okayama7#130
Lineage: Eukaryota; Fungi; Basidiomycota; Agaricomycetes; Agaricales; Psathyrellaceae
Exons: 2
Coding region: 1-1143 (380 amino acids)
Source: RefSeq, a predicted model, not a curated record